This is a messenger RNA of Cyclopterus lumpus (lumpfish), 1572 nucleotides long. It is a transcript of the gene nr5a2, whose product is annotated as nuclear receptor subfamily 5, group A, member 2. The coding region runs from base 1 to 1572 and encodes 523 amino acids. Gene Ontology annotation, cellular component: RNA polymerase II transcription regulator complex. The record is from RefSeq and is a predicted model, not a curated record. NCBI's taxonomy places the organism in Eukaryota, Metazoa, Chordata, Actinopteri, Perciformes, Cyclopteridae. Gene Ontology annotation, biological process: hormone-mediated signaling pathway; regulation of transcription by RNA polymerase II; tissue development. The transcript has 7 exons. Gene Ontology annotation, molecular function: RNA polymerase II cis-regulatory region sequence-specific DNA binding; zinc ion binding; nuclear receptor activity.
AUGCUGCCCAAAUUCGAGACUGAAUCACUGGGACUCACUCGAUCGUAUGGAGAACAAGGGCGCAUGCCAAGGAAUAUGCAAGCCCACCAGUUCAAAAUGAUGGACUACACCUAUGACGAAGACUUGGACGAGAUGUGUCCCGUGUGCGGAGACAAGGUUUCAGGGUAUCACUACGGACUACUGACCUGCGAGAGCUGCAAGGGCUUCUUCAAGCGCACCGUCCAGAACAACAAGCGCUACACAUGUAUAGAGAACCAGAGCUGCCAGAUUGACAAGACCCAGAGGAAGCGCUGCCCGUACUGCCGCUUCCAAAAGUGCCUCACCGUCGGCAUGAAGCUAGAAGCUGUGCGGGCGGAUCGCAUGCGUGGUGGUCGCAACAAGUUUGGCCCGAUGUACAAACGUGACCGCGCCCUCAAGCAGCAAAAGAAGGCGCUGAUCCGAGCCAACGGCCUGAAGAUUGAGGCCAUGACUCAGGUGAUGCAAGCCGUGCCCACCGACCUCACCAUCUCCUCGGCCAUCCAGAACAUCCACUCGGCCGCAUCCAAGGGCCUUCCACUGAGCCACCACCCGGGCCACCACACAGGUCACCACCACCACCACCACCACCACCAUCAUGCCACCGCCCUGCCCCCCACAGACUACGACCGAAGUCCGUUUGUCACUUCGCCGGUCAGCAUGGCAAUGCCACCACAUGCCGGCAGCCUGCAGGGCUACCAGGCGGCCUAUGGACACUUCCAGGGCACGCGCACCAUCAAGUCUGAGUACCCAGACCCGUAUACCAGCUCGCCAGAGUCUAUCAUGGGCUACGCCUACGUCGAUGCCUACCAGACAGGCUCGCCGCCCAGCUUCCCUCACUUGAUCGUGGAGCUGCUCAAGUGUGAGCCAGAUGAGCCACAGGUUCAGGCCAAGAUCAUGGCCUACCUGCAGCAGGAGCAGGCCAGCCGAGGCAAACACGAGAAGCUCAACACCUUCGGCCUCAUGUGCAAGAUGGCCGACCAGACACUCUUCUCCAUCGUGGAGUGGGCACGCAGCAGCAUCUUCUUCCGUGAACUCAAGGUGGACGACCAGAUGAAGCUGCUGCAGAACUGCUGGAGUGAACUACUCAUCCUCGACCACGUCUUCCGGCAGGUGAUGCAUGCCAAGGAGGGCUCCAUCCUAUUGGUCACUGGCCAGCAGGUGGACUAUGCAGUGAUUGCUUCACAGGCGGGAGCCACCCUCAACAACCUGUUGGGCCACGCCCAGGAGCUGGUGGCCAAACUACGCUCCCUGCAGAUGGACCAACGGGAGUUCGUCUGCCUCAAGUUCCUGGUCCUAUUCAGCCAGGAUGUAAAGAACCUGGAGAACUUCCACCUGGUAGAGAGCGUCCAGGAGCAGGUCAACGCAGCGCUGCUGGACUACGUCAUGUGUAACUACCCCCAGCAAACAGACAAGUUUGGCCAGCUGCUCCUCCGGCUGCCAGAGAUCCGAGCCAUCAGCCUACAGGCUGAAGAAUACCUUUACUACAAACACCUGAACGGCGACGUGCCCUGCAACAACCUGCUCAUUGAAAUGCUUCACGCCAAGAGAGCUUAG